GCCCGGCACCUGGUGCCUCCCCCGAGGUUCAGAAUCCCUGCGUCCCGGGAGCGGAAACGCCCGGCUGUGUUAGGGUUUCUAAACCUGUCUGGGAGAACCUGAGUAGGCCACGCAAACUGAAAAUCUUGAAUCAUCAAAACUGCUUUUCAGAGAAAGAAACAGAUGCAAGAAGCUGAAGCCCCACCUGACUCACAUCUACCGCCAAGGCUGACAACUUACUGAAGGGCCUUCAUUUGAUUUGAGUUAAUAACAGGGACAGGGCCAAAGCAACUCAAGGCCACAGCCUAAUUUGGCUCUGUAAUGUGAUCUUGUAACAGGCAAGACCAUUGUAGACUAUAGCUUCAGAGCUAGAAAGGCCAUUAGGUGGUUGCACUUACUAAUCCCCAUGUUACCAUGCGUUGGGACAUCAGCUGUCCUUCCCUCCUGUCCUCUUUCUCCACUUGUCCCCAGAAAGGCAAGAUGAGUGAUCUGAUCCUCAAGUUUGAGAGCUGCUGAACACAGCCUAGUUCAUUGCAAACAAGUGAGUUUGACUCAUCAGAUGAAGAGCCUAUUGAAGAUGAACAGACUCCAAUUCAGAUAUCAUGUUUUGUCUUUUCAGGCUACCCCUGUCACGAGUGAAUUGUUCUCAGUUUCUGGGUUUGUGUGCUCUUCCAGGUUGUAAAUUUAAAGAUAUUAGAAGAAAUAUCCAAAAAGAUACAGAAGAAUUAAAGAACUAUGGCAUACAAGACAUAUUUGUUCUCUGCACCAGAGGAGAACUGUCAAAAUACAGAGUCCCAAACCUUUUGAACCUCUACCAGCAGCACGGAAUUACCACUCAUCAUCACCCAAUCCCAGAUGGAGGGACUCCCGACAUAGCCAGCUGCUGUGAAAUAAUGGAGGCGCUUGCAAUCUGCCUUAAAAAUAACAGAAAAACCUUAAUACACUGUUAUGGAGGAGUUGGGAGAUCUUGUCUUGGUAAGAAAUAUGUUUUCAUUAUUCAGUAUUUUUUAACUUGGAAGUUAAACUGCUUCUGGGCCAUAUGCUCAUGGUAUGAAAAUGAAACGAAGCACAGUAUAAGUCCGCUACGACCCGUCCGUUUAGUUAAGGCCCUAAGUUUGGUGUUCCCCAGGAAGCUGAGGUGGGAGUGGGAGGUGUUUUCAGCAUUGUUUUGGAGAAUUCUGUAAAACAUAAUUUACAAGUCUUGGCACCUGCAUUCUUGUGUUUUGUUUUGUUUUCUAAUGUUACUCCUAUGCAGGUGUUAUGAUACCAACAGUAACUUCUAAAUAAUAUCCACCUGUAACAUAAGUAUGAAAACCAAAGUUAAUUACCAUCUGUUAACUUUAAACUUUUUUAAAAAUGUAGUAGGGGGAAAAAACAGUUAAUAAAAUGCCACACUGGAGUAACAGUUUUUCCUUUUAGUAUUGGACAGUAUGGAAAUUAAAAACUUUUGUGUUUCAGAGAACCACCAGCAAAAUUAAGACAACCCCCAGAGUGGGGAAAAUAUUUGCAAACCAUAUAUCUGAUAAGGGACUCACCUAGAAUAUACAAAGAACUCUUACAACUCAAUAAAAAGACAAUCCAAUUUUUAAAAAGAGAAAAGAUCUGAAUAGAUAUUUCUCCAAACAAACUAUACAAAUGACCACUAAGCACAUGAAAAGAUAGAUGUUCAGCAUCACUAGUCAUCAGGGAAAUGCAAAACAAAGCCACAA
Molecule: messenger RNA, 1688 nt
Organism: Miniopterus natalensis
Lineage: Eukaryota; Metazoa; Chordata; Mammalia; Chiroptera; Miniopteridae
Source: RefSeq, a predicted model, not a curated record